This is a messenger RNA of Drosophila ananassae, 1729 nucleotides long. RefSeq names its product damage-control phosphatase ARMT1. The transcript is spliced from 4 exons. NCBI's taxonomy places the organism in Eukaryota, Metazoa, Arthropoda, Insecta, Diptera, Drosophilidae. The record is from RefSeq and is a predicted model, not a curated record. The coding region runs from base 118 to 1572 and encodes 484 amino acids. Gene Ontology annotation, molecular function: phosphatase activity. Gene Ontology annotation, biological process: DNA damage response. Gene Ontology annotation, cellular component: nucleus; cytoplasm.
CAACACUGGCUAACUGCUCCCUCGGAGCUUGGAAUCAUCCGUCAGAAACGAAGAAACUACAGUAGAAUGCGGCAUUGAACGCACAAAAAUAAAACAAAAAGCAGUAGCGGUGUUAGGAUGGAAACGUCGAAUCCUUCGAAGGAGGCCCUUGUUGGUGAGGAGCCGAGCGAGGAAGAUGAGGAGCCAGUCAAGUCAGAUCCGGACCACAGCCAGACACUGUCUCGGGUACUGCGGGCGGAGUUCGAUUCCCGGUACAACAUAGUGGACCUGCAGACUCCAUUGAACGCCUUCAUGUCCGGCCAGUACAAGAAGAGCUUCGCGUACUACACUCUCCGGAGUCGCCUCCCUGUAAUCCUCACCAAUGUGAUAGACACCCUUACGCGGGACAAGAGCGAGCUGGUGGCCCAAUUCGCUCCCCACGACUUCGCACAGGCAGCUCGCGAGGAGCUGAAAAUCGUCAUCGGACUCAUCUCUAGGCUGAAGUAUGAGCUGCAGACCGACAAGCCGUUCCAAAGCUUCACGGGCGAGGAACCCGACCGGGAGGCUUGGAACACCUUCAUAAAUCACCUGCCGAAUGGCGAGCGGAGCUUCUACCGGGGAUGCAGCCUGCACGCUGAGUGCUACCUGCACCGAAAGCUUUACUCGUUCGUGGAAAACAGCAUAUUUCUGAAGUCCUACGACUUCUUCGCUAAAAUUAAGGAGCACACCCUAGUCGACCGCAUGGAUGACAUUCUGGCCCUGACGAAGCACACACGUCGUUCGGACAACAGUGUGGAGGUGUUCGGCGAGCUCCUGAAGAUCAACAUGUGGAGCAUCAGCAAUGACGUGUCCAGCGAUCCGGAAGAGGACAAGAAACUCAACUUCAAGGUUCUGCAGGAUGUGGGCGCAACGGAUGAAUACAUAAUUGUGAAUCACGCAGAGGAGAUUUGGAACUGUCUCGAUAACAACAAGCCUAAGAAACUGAAGCAGGUGGACGUUAUCCUGGACAAUACUGGGUACGAGCUCUUCAGCGACUUUGUGCUGGCGGAGUAUUUGAUCGAGAAGGCCCUGGCUAACAAGGUUCGCUUCCACGUAAAGGCGCAUCCCUGGUUCGUGACCGACGUGACGGAGCGCGACUUCAGGUGGACCCUAGAGUACUUAAGCCAGCAUGCCGACUACAUGAUCAGUUUGAUGGGCAAGAAGUUUCUGCAGUUUUUGGAGGAAGGAAAGUUUGAACUGGCGCCAGUAUCACAUUUCUGGACCUCGCCGCAUGCUUUUUACAGCAUGCUCCAAGCAGACCCGGAUCUGUAUAGCUCGCUACAACAGUCAAAGCUGGUCAUUUUCAAGGGCGAACUGAACUACCGAAAAUUGCUGCAGGACGUCUGCUGGAACAGCAGCCAGGAGACGAGCGCCUGUCUGCGUGGUUUCCUGCCAACGAACAUCUGCGUGUUGCGGCGGGUCAAGAGCGAGAUCAUCUGCGGCUUAGAGGAAGGUGUAGGCGAGGCUCUAGCCACAAAGAAUCCCCAGUGGAUGGUCUCGGGCAACUAUGGUGUCAUUCAGUUCGUGGACGGAGCGCGUGAAUUUGGCUAUUAGUUUUAGUGUCUCAUUGUACCAAAAAGGCUUCGCAGUUUAAAUUAUUCGAUAUAAUAUAGUCGUUGCAUAUCCCUCAGAACUCUCAGAUCUGUAACCUUAAAUUAAUACCUUUGUAGUCAUGAAAUUUAUAUCAAUAAUUAAACUUUUUUUAAAUAAG